AUGUGCAGCCAUUUGAGCAGUAACCACAAUCUCCAUGAUCAAAACCACAGUAAGCCGAAUUGCAUGAGGAAUCACAGACUUCGUUGCUUUUUAAGGCACAGCCAGUUGUAUCAGAACAAUAAGAUUCGCAGUCUCCUCCGUCGAAAUCACAGCCUUUGUUCAUACAACUGAGGUCGCAUCGCCCAUCUCCAAUCUAAUUAA
This is a messenger RNA of Blepharisma stoltei, 201 nucleotides long. Lineage: Eukaryota; Ciliophora; Heterotrichea; Heterotrichida; Blepharismidae. The record is from the annotation of a GenBank genome assembly.